GUAAAUCUAAGCUGUCUCAUUGUCGGUGUGUUCUGAUAUAGAAGAAGACAAAGGCAGCAGAUUAUAUAAACAAGUCAUAAGUAUAGGUGUGUGGGGGUGGUUGUGUGUGUGUUGUGUUGCACCCAACUUCUAUCACCAAUUUGUGAUAUAAAAGACAAUAAUUUGUAAUAACACCUUUGUCACAGUAUAUUUUAGUGUGAAUUUUUGUGAGGUGGAGGAGCAGAAAUUGAUUAUAAAUAUCUUGAUAGCGUAUACUUCAUAAAACUUUUAUUCAGUUUAAUUCUGGCAUUUCUUAUUCUCUGUAAUUGCUCACACUUUUGUCUCAUUCUGAUUCUGAUUAUAAUUAAUCCUCUUCCCUCUGUGUUCUAUUAUAUUUAGAACACGGGUUAUGCAAAACUAAUACAGGUCAAGAACAAAAGUACUUAAUUAUAAUAAUCAGAUGGGAUAUGAACGAUUGUUUAUGUCCAUCUAAGUGUUAAUACAUAUGUUUAAAUGAAAGAUUGGAGAACUAACCAAGUUCAGGUAUUCAAACUUGAGGAAUUGACCUGGUGGUUUGAAAGAUUCAGGAAAGAACAUUUAACAAGCACCAAUUACACUACAGUAUCAUAAGAGUGUGAUGGUGUGUGUUUGGGGGGAGGGGGAGAGGUGUGAAUAUUCUUGUAUGUGUGUAUUUACAUCAAGCAUUUUUUAUUUAUAUUUAAUGCUUUUAAUUUAAGUUUAUUGUUUUUAUACAUAUUUUUCAUGAGCCUGUUAUCAAAUGUUUCUAAUUGUUGUUUCGUUAUUCAUUGUUUUAUUCAAUUGGUUUCUUUGUUCAUUGUACUUUUGAAAUAUUUGUGCACAAUUCCCUUUUUGUUAAGCACAUACAAACCCUUGUAUAUUGUGCGGUAUAAAUGCAUAACAUUUAAGCCUGGUUCUCACGAGAGCCCUAGUAUCCGGAUCGGAGUUUACUGUUAGCACUAACUGUUAACACCUACGUGAGAAUGCCCGAUCGGUUGGCGCUAACCGUUAGCGGUAUCCAGAUACCGCUAACGUUAACCAAGUGCUAUCGGUUGAGCACGCUUCUAUCAUCAUCCAACCACACAUGCAUGUUUACAAUUUCCAGUUUCUUAUUGGCCAGUGAUUCGAUCAUCAUAUUCUUGGUAUCCAGAUACCACUAACGGUUACCAAGCGCUAUCGGUUAGCAAGUUGAGCACGCUUCUAUCAUCAUCCAAUCACACAUGCGUGUUUACAAUUUCCAGUUUCUUAUUGGCCAGUGAUUCAAUCAUCAUAUUCUUGGUAUCCGGAUCAGGAUCUUGGUCGUAUGGACGCACAGCAGCUAACGGUUAGCAGGAUCCGGAUCCUGCUAACUGUUAGCUGCCGUGUGAGAACAUAGCCUUAAUCUUUAUGCAAUUAUUAACAGUGAUUUCAUGUAAAAGAAUACCUAAAUACACUUCCUAAUAACUGCUUUUUUAUUCUGCCUUGGUACAUUUAAAUUGACAUUUGCAUAUACUCUACAAAUGUCUCUAAAAAUUUUGCAUUAUUUGUACAAUUGGCAAGACUUUCCUCCUUGUCCCAGAAACCCUUUUGCCAUCAAUAAUGGUGAUUUAAAUUAAAAAGUAAAAAAUUAUAUUAUGUAUUUCUAUUGGGGUUCUUCUGGAGGUUGAAUUGGGAAAAUAAGAAUUUGGUGAAAAAAAAAACUCAUAAAAAAAUUCACCAAUCAAGUUAUGCCAAUAGAUCCUGAUUUUUCCACUAUUAAAAUUCAAAGCCAAUGAAUGACUGUAGAUUUUCUUAAGCCACCUUGAACUCACAAAAAAACCAGCCUAUACUAGAUCACAAGACUAAAGUAAAGUUCCGGAAAAACCCACUUCUAUUGUUUGGGACACUUCAAGCACACCUAAAAUUUUUUACAGAGAAUUUUAAGGAUUUUAAUUCAAAAUGGCUACCAGUAAGUUGGAUCAGUUUAUGGAAAGUGUGGAAGAGAAGGUUUUAGAGUGUACCAUCUGCUUUAAGAGACUUCAAAAUCCUACAUCCCUCAACUGCCUCCAUAGUUUCUGUUUGGCGUGUCUGGAAGACUGGAUUAAGACUAAGGAAGAGCUGAUUUGUCCAACUUGCUCAAAAUCAUAUCCCAUUCCAGAGGGAGGGCUUCAGAAGCUUCAACCAAAUAUCUUUCUAAAUAACUUAUUACAAAUUAUCAAAAUAUUUUCAGAGAGUGAUAUGAUGAAAUGUAGUGUUUGUGAAAAGGAAGGACAGGUAAAAUACUACUGCCAGGAUUGCAGACAAUACUUGUGCUCAACCUGUAGUGAUCAACAUCAAAAGUUUCAAGCCUUGGCAUAUCACAAAUUACAUUUAAUGAUAGAGGAUGUGCAAUCAAUGAGCCCCUCUCCGAUGACUUUGUUACAUUCGCCCCUGUGUUCACAUCACAGUAAACCUUUGGACUUCUACUGCACAGAUUGUAAAACUCCAAUCUGUGUAAAUUGUAUACUUAUGGACCACAAUGCAUUGGAAGGAAAACACAAACCAAUCAGCAUUUCAGAUGCAUUCCAAACAUUUAAAGAAACUUCAGCCACCAUCAAAAAAUCUGCCCAACACUUCAUAAACAAAUUACAUGAUGGUCUCAAAGCUGUUACUGAAAAUGCUACAAAACUGAAACAAAAUAAAGACACUUGUUUGAGAGAUAUAGAAAAUCAUGCGGAAGAAAUAUUCAAAAAAGUAAAGGAGAAUAGAGACAAGAUGACAAAUAAAGUAGAGACAAUCUACAAAAGAAAAAAGAAGGUAAAUGAUGCACAACUGGAAGAACUAAAAACAGCAUUAUCUGAUAUAAAUACAAAUCUCUCUUUUCUUAAUCAAUUAUUGAAUAGUGAUGAAGGCACUGCAUUGCAGUCAAGUGAAACAGUAAUUACAACACUGAAGGAGAGAAUAAAUAUAUUGCCAAAAACAGAGCCAGAUGAUAAUGGACAAAUUUACUUCUUUAUAAACAAACAGAAAAUGGCUUCAAUGAAACAAUGUGAUUUUGGAACUGUAACACAGAGGGCAGCAGACUGUUUAACAUUAAAGGGCGAGCAAUCUGUGAGCCCAGGUCAGACAGUCGUUGUCAAAAUACUCAAAAAGGAUGAACAUGAAAUAUAUGCAAAUCAACUGAAGCUAACAUGGACACAAAUUAACAUCACUCAAGUUCAGAAAGAUGACAAUGGAGAUUAUUUUGUGACAGGAAAAUGCACAAGUCCAGGAGUUUGUAAACUAGAUGUGAGUGUUGAUGAUGAACCAAUUAAGCAGUCACCAAUGAUAAUCAUCGUAGAGAGAGAAGGAUUAAUAAAUACCAUUCAAAUAAACAAAGAAUGUGUUGAAGAUGUAGUUAAGUGUGAAGAUGACUCAUUACUGGUUUCAUGCUGGACAAAUGAAAUGCUCAAGUACAAGCAAUCAGGAGAAUAUAUUGGUAAGGUUGCACUACCACAAGGUGUGGAAGUUUCAAGAAUGUACAAAAUGAAGAAUGGUAACAUAGCAUUUAGCGACUUAAAUCUUCAGAAACCUGUCAGAAUAUGUAAUUUGGAUGGCCAGGUGAUAAACACAAUUGGUAAGGGAGUACUGAGAUUAUCAUGUGGUAUUCAUGUGGAUGAGUUAUCUAAUGUUUUGUAUGUAGCAGGAGGCUUGACUGAAAGCUGUGUGUACAUGUUUGACAUGAAUAUGUGUCAAAAUCACCAAAAACAUGGGUCUCAAGACACAAGAGAAGGUCAAAUGAGUCAUGUCAUUGAUGUUACUCUUACAAACCAAGGACACCUUCUUGUAUUGGAGUAUGGCAACAGUAGAUUACAAUUAUUUGAUAAUGAGGGAAGGUUCAUGAAAGUUCUUGUUGAAGCAGGUGAUGAGAAUGGUAAGAUGAUGUAUCCAUAUGGAGUAGAAGUUGAUCAGGAUGACAACAUCAUUAUAUCAAGUGAACACAAAAUACAGCUAUUUAGUAGUGAUGGUAAUUUCAUUAAAAGAAUUGAUAAGCCAGAAGAUGGAAUCAACAAUCCAAAGGGAUUAUCCAUAAUUUCAUAUCACCCAAGGAGAUUUGCAGUAGUAAAUUAUGGUGACAAAACAGUAAAAAUAUUCAAUUAUUAAAUAUUGACAGUCCACUUGCAAUCAUAUAGUUGCCGUAGUAAUUUGCAUUAAUUCAUAACUGUUCACUUGUAUUCAAUAGCAACUUCAUUGUUUCUUUAUGUGUAUUUUGACAGGAAAUCAUCCAAAUCUGUAUAGAUGUAUGUACAGUAGUUGCUAUUUGUUUAUGUGGCUUAAUUUGUAGUAGAAUUCUAAAGUACAUUUAUCCAGUAUACAGUAGUUUGUGUCCAUGUAAAAAAAAAUACCAGAAUACACUUCCUAAUAUUACUGUUUCUCUAUUCUGGCUAUAGUAGGUACAUUUUAAAUUGACAUUUGCAUAUUAUACUCUACAGAAUUUAAUAUAAAUUUUGCAUUAUUUGUAAAUUUGGCAAGACUUUCCUCCUUGUUUCAGGUUCCCACCAAUAAUGGUAAUUUCAAUUAAAAAGUAAAAAAUUAUAUGUAUUUCUAGUGGGGUCCUUCUAGUGGUUGAAUUUGGAAAACAAGAAUUUGAUGAAAAAUUUUUUUUUUUAAAUGACCCAUCAAUUAUGUCAAUAGUUCCUGACUCUGUCACCUUAUUAGGAAGGAAUACGCCAAUCCACUAUUGAAAUUCAAAGCCACUGAAUGACUGCAGAUUUCCUCAAAUUACACUUGAUUGCACUCACAAAGAAACCAGCCUAUACUAGAUCACGAGACUAAAGUAAAGGUCUGGAAAAACCCACUUCUAUUGUUUGGGACACUUCAAGCACACUUAAAAUUUAACAGAGAAUUUUAAAGUAAAUAUUUAAUAAAUUUAUAUUGUCAGUAUAAUAGAUCCAACAAAUAUAUCAUAUCACCCACAGAGACUUGUAGUAGUAAAUUAUAGUGACAAAACAGUGAAAAUAUUUAAUUAUUGAAUAUAAACAGUCCACUUGCAAUCAUAUAGUUACCAGAGUAGUUUGCAUUAAUUCAAACUGUUCACUUGUAUUCAAUAGCAACUUCAUUGUUUCUUUAUGUGUACUUUGACAGGAAAUCAUCCAAAUCUGCAUAGAUGUAUGUAACACUAGUUUCUUUUUUGUUAAUAUGUGGCUUAAUUUGUAGUAGAACUCUAAUGUAUAUUUAUCCAGUAUAACAGUAGUUUGUGGCCAUGUAACAUAGAACUCUCAUGAUCACUAAAAAUUGAAUGUUAUAAAUAGUUCUUAACAAUCUAUUUUUCCUGUGGUCAUGUAACAUAGAACACAUUGUAAAGUGCAGUAGAUCUUUUAACACAAACCAUUCCUUUAAAAGGAGACCAGGGCUCUGAUACAAGCCUUGUAGAUCAACUUAAUAUAAACACAUUUUAAAGUAACAUAAACCUUUUAACAUAAACCAUUCCUUUUGAAUGGAGACCAAGCUCCGAGGCUGCACUAUUCAGUUCACAUAGGUAGUCUCGAGUUCAAAGGCAAAACUGUGGAUUUGAAUAGUUUCUAUCCGCUGUAGUGAGAUAUUCCAUGACUAAAUCUUUUAACACAAACCAUUUCUUUAAAAGGAGACCAUGGCUCUGAUACAAGCCUCGUAGAUACAACUUAAUAUAAACACAUUUUAAAGUAACGCAAAUCUUUUAACACAAACCAUUCCUUUGAAUGGCGACCAAGCUCCGAGACUGUACUAUUCAGUUCAUAUAGGUAGUCUCGAUUUUUCAAGGCAAAAUUGUGCAUUUGAAUAGUUUUUACCAACUGUAGUGAGAUAUUCCAUGCGUCAAUGUGUGUGAUGCAGACAUGCACAAGGUUUUGUGGAAUACGCCAUGUUGCACAGUAGCAUACACUUGUUUACUGAAUAAAGUGUUUUGGUUUUUUUUAAACGUAAA
This is a messenger RNA of Anneissia japonica, 5875 nucleotides long. Its product is annotated as tripartite motif-containing protein 2-like. The record is from RefSeq and is a predicted model, not a curated record. Gene Ontology annotation, cellular component: nucleoplasm; chromatin. Lineage: Eukaryota; Metazoa; Echinodermata; Crinoidea; Comatulida; Comatulidae. The transcript has 2 exons. Gene Ontology annotation, molecular function: ubiquitin-protein transferase activity; zinc ion binding; protein binding. Gene Ontology annotation, biological process: positive regulation of DNA-templated transcription. Bases 1915 to 4077 code for a protein of 720 amino acids.